CUGGCUCCUCGUUUUCCCCUCCUCUCGAUACUUUGAACUAGUCUUUUCCUUUCGCUCUGUGUGCUGACGACGGCGCUUGAAGACCGACCUCAAGGGCAUUCAAGCCGGCGCGUCCGCUUCAAAAGAUUUUACGACUGACUUUGGGGAUUUUUGCCUUCAAGAUCGCCAGCGCAGCAUCUCCUCGUAGAACACUGUUCUUUCUCUUGUGCAAGAUGGCCUUCUCUGUUAUCCUCAAGCUGCUGCCCUGCAUCGGCGGGUCUUCCGCUGCGCCCGAGGAGGAAUCUUCCAUCCGACCGCGACCCCGGCGCCCAUCGAACCCAAUGGUCAUCGAGUACAAGCCCGCGUACGAGCGCGCCUCGCAGGAGCGCGCGGUCCCGCCUCCUUCCUCGACCGAUGGCGAUGCGUCCGGAUCGGAUGACGCCUUGCCCUCGGAGGAGGACGGUCCUCGCGCAGACGAAGGUGACGUAUGCGUACCCGCGCGCAUCGCUGACGCGUUGAAGGUCGAAAAGUCCAAGCACGCCGUCGAGGCCUGGCUCGAGCAGCAGGACGCGCUCCUCAAGGAGCAGCAAGAGCGGUACGUCCACGCGCAGUCGGAUGCUGAAAGUCACACGGUAGGAUCGCAUGCCGGUCACGGCGGCGAUGACGCGACAAGUCCGGACGACGACGCGACCAGCUCGGACGACGACGCGACCAGCUCGGACGACGACGCGACAAGUCCGGACGACGACGCGACCAGCUCGGACGACGAUCAGGCGACGCUGCUCGCCGUACCUCUCGAGCGGCCCGUGCGCCACCGCCUCACGAUCGACUCUCUGCGCGAGGUCGCGCGCUCGGUGCGCGGGUCGACCGCGAUGGCCGCGCGGUCCGUGAACCGCCGCUUCACGGUCGACUCCCUGCGCGGGUCCAGCGCGCCCGAGAUGCAGGGACCAAACGAGAAGGCCGCGCGCGUGCUGGAUAUCUACGGUACCGAGAGCUCGCGGGUUGAUAACGGAAUCGGGAGCUCGCGCGCGCAGAAGAGCAUCGGGCGCUCGCGCGCACACAAGACGUCUUUCUUCGCGCGCAUCUUCCGCCGCAAGGUGAAUGCGCAGGCCGGAGACCGCGAGAAGAAGCGGCGCUCGUUGUUUGACUGUCCCGACUGCGGUGACGAGCUCGUGGAGCACGUCAUGAAAGCGACAGCCGCUCUCGAGGGGCUCGUAGCUCAUAGCCAGAGGAUGGCUACCAUCGAUAUUUAUCGAGUCAACGACCCCGACGUGCUCACGGGCGCCUACCGAGCUUGCCUCGAUCAGCUGACGGCAAGGAUGGAGAUAGAGCAGAGCAUCCUGCGCACCGCACUCUCCCUCUCGCACCAAGUCCUGCGCGACGCCGACGAGCAGAUACGCCCGAACAAGGCUAUGACCGCGCCCUGCAGGCGUCUUCCGCGAUAG
Messenger RNA from Schizophyllum commune H4-8, 1424 nucleotides. RefSeq lists its product as uncharacterized. Lineage: Eukaryota; Fungi; Basidiomycota; Agaricomycetes; Agaricales; Schizophyllaceae. The transcript has 3 exons. The record is from RefSeq and is a predicted model, not a curated record. Bases 213 to 1424 code for a protein of 403 amino acids.